AUGAGUGUAUUCAGCACAUCUAAUAAAGAAUUCAAUGAUUUACACCUUAGAUCCCUUCUUGCUUCAGCUAAAACUCCUCAAGAAUUGCAACCAGCUAAAUUUUCUAUCAUGGUUUUAAAUAAGACUCCAUUCUUUGCCCUUGAAUUUAAUACAUCUCAUCCUCGUGUCUAUCAAGCUCCAGAUGGUGGGUAUUAUAUUAAUCAAUUUCUUCAUCCUAAUCCACCCCCAUUCUAUCAAUUUAGCAAAGAAACCCAGGAUCAGAAAUGGUUUUUGCCCAAAAUUACUAAAAUUGCUAAUGAAAGAAUUAUUACCAGGCAAUUUAAUAAAGAAUUGGAAGGUGAAGUUUUACUUGUUCUUGAAGAAAUGUCUAACUCAAAGUCUGGUGACUGGAUAGCAUUUGCAAAUCGAUUUAAAGACUUUAUUGAUAAUGUUUCAGAUAAGUAUGUAGAAAACGGAAAGGGCUUGGAUUUGAAUCUGACAAAUGGAUCUCCAGAAGCUUUGGACCAGAGGUUAACACCAUCAACCGCAAUAUUUUUUUGA
Entrophospora candida is the source of this 540-nucleotide messenger RNA. NCBI's taxonomy places the organism in Eukaryota, Fungi, Glomeromycota, Glomeromycetes, Entrophosporales, Entrophosporaceae. The record is from the annotation of a GenBank genome assembly.